Messenger RNA from Colletotrichum lupini, 2253 nucleotides. Its product is annotated as proline racemase. NCBI's taxonomy places the organism in Eukaryota, Fungi, Ascomycota, Sordariomycetes, Glomerellales, Glomerellaceae. The transcript has 5 exons. The record is from RefSeq and is a predicted model, not a curated record. Gene Ontology annotation, molecular function: hydro-lyase activity. Bases 1 to 2253 code for a protein of 750 amino acids.
AUGCACUCGCUCCGGCGCCGCCGUCACGGUGAACACACCCCCGACAUCGGCAACCCGCGGCCGGAAAAGGUGGAGCCCGACUCGGAGGAUUGCGAAGCGGAUCAAGUGGAAUUCGAGGCUUAUAGAGAGCAUCAAACUUACGAAUCUUCGGUUGACUCACCCAUCAUGAACCUGCCAUCCUUCCUACCGCCCUUCGCGGGCACCGAGAUCCGGACCGUGGAGAUGCACACGGCCGGAGAGCCGGCGCGCAUCGUAUACGCCGGCUACCCAGACAUACCCGGCACCCUCCUCGAACAGCGUUCCCUCGCCCAAACCGACCACGACCACAUCCGCCGCAGCAUAAUCUAUGAACCGCGCGGCCACGCGGACAUGUACGGCGCCGUCCUCCGGCCCCACACAGAACUCGUCGACGCAGGCGAAGCGCACAUGGGCGCCUUAUUCCUCACGCACGAGGGGUACGGCGCGAUGUGCGGGCACGCCACCCUCGCGCUCGGCAGGUUUCUCGUCGACUGCGCGGACGAGACGGUCUUCCCGCGGCGGCGGGAGCUGGUUGUUGAUGAGGAGCGGCAAACGGUGGAGGUCAGGUUGCAUGCGCCCGUUGGGGUGGUGAGACUCACGGUUCCUGUUGUGAGGGUGGACGUGGAUGGCAGCACCGGGGACAUCUCGGGGUGGAAGACGGAUACGGGAAGGCGCAUUACGUUUCUUUCUGUGCCGACUUUCGCUACGGCUGUCGAUCUCUCUGUUCCGAUCCCGCGGGAUCUAGGGUGGCCGGAGCUAGGUGACGCCGCAACCGUGACGAUGGACGUUGCGUUUGGAGGUGCAUUCUAUGCCGUCGUCUCCACUGCGGCUCUGGGCUUUCCGUCGUCUCUUUCGAAGCCGGACGUCAGCGGCCUCAGUAACGCAACCAAGAAGCUCAAGCAAGCCUUCAACGCCUCAGCAGACCUCCGCGCCCGCCUUGAAGAUCCCGCAGACGACGAGACGGUCCCGGGCUCGCAGUAUCUCUACGGCAUCAUGGUCACCGACACAGGUAGUAACGACGUCCUCCCUACAGCACAAGGCUGCGCGGGCGCGGAGACGGGGCUGUAUUUCUUCGGCGACCAGCAAGUUGAUCGGAGUCCAACGGGUUCAGUCGUGCAGGCGCGUGUUGCGUUAGCUGCUGCGCGGGGCGAGAGGAAACUGGGCCAGUCGUGGACAUAUCACAGUCUUGUAUCGAGGGGUGUUGGCGGGGAUCGCGGGGCGUUUGUAGGGACGCCCGUGGAGGAGGUUGAGGUUGGUGGGAGGAGGGCUUGGAGGGUUGAGAUCCCAGAGGUUCGCUUCGAAGUGGACUAUCAAACCAUGACGACCUUUGAAGGCUUCUCCCCCUUCACAGUAACAACCCAAACCUCCCCCGACGUCGUAAUCCACGGCAUCAAAAGCGGCGACGCAACCACCUCCUCCCUCCCGCCCCUCCUCCUCCUCCACGGCUUCCCCCAAAGCCACCACAUCUGGCACAGCGUCGCAACCGCCGUCAAAGACCGCUACGCCGUCAUCGCAAUCGACAUCCGCGGCUACGGCAACAGCUCGAAACCAGAUGGCGUCCCCUCCUACGCCAAAUCCGCCAUGGCGCGGGACUGCAUCGCCGUCAUGGACUCCCUAGGCUACGACGAGGACACCUCCUUCUACGUCUGCGCCCACGACCGCGGCGCGAGGGUCGCGCACAAGUUGUGCGUAGACUUCCCCUCCCGCAUCCGCAGAGCAAUCUUCCUAGACAUCUGUCCCACGCUGGUGAUGUACGAGACCACGAACCUCGACUUCGCAAAGGCGUAUUUCCACUGGUUCUUCCUCAUCCAACCCUCGCCUCUACCCGAAACCCUCAUCAACGCCGCGCCGCGCAAGUUUCUCGAGCUCUUCAUGGGCGGACGCCAGCUCACGGGCCUGCAAAUCUUCAGAGAGGAGGACUUCGAGUUCUACGCGCAGGUCAUGGGCCAGCCGGAGGCCGUGGGCGCCAUGUGCAACGACUACCGCGCGAGCGCGACGUUGGAUCUCGAAGAGGCGGAGGCGGAUCUGAGGGAGGGGAGGGUGUUGCGGACGCCGCUUGUUGUGCUUUGGGGGAAGCACGGGGUGAUUGAGAAGUGUUUUGAUGCGGUGGGCGAGUGGAGGAAGGUUGCUGGGGAGGGGGUUGAGGUUCAGGGGAGGAGUGUGGAGAGUGGGCAUUAUAUCCCGGAGCAGGCGCCCGAGGAGGUUGUUAAGACGAUCAACGAGUUCUUUGUGUGA